UCUGCAGACGAGGCAGAAUAUCCAGAAAUGCAGGAUGAAGACUGGACCAGUGAGCCUGUAUCAGUGUGUUCGGAGGGCAGCGCCGCCCGCGCCAGGGAACAGCUCGCGAUGGCUUGUUCCGUGGUGCUCGAGCGCCUCCGCGGCGACGCGACUGUUCACAGUGGAGACAAACCAUACCGCUGCGAACACUGUGGCCAGCAUUUCAUGAACAAGUCUGUUUUACGAGAACACAUUCAACACACCCACUCAUUGACCGGAGAGAAACCAUUUGCUUGUGAUUUUUGUAGUUCUACGUUUCAAACCGGAUUGCUUGUAACAGAACAUGAGAAGAGCGAACACGGUGUUACAAAUUUCAUGUGUGCUGAAUGUGAGUAUACAACAAGUUCCAAGAAAAUUUUGGAGACUCAUUUAAAGAGUCACACUUUGGAGAAUAAUUUUAAGUGUAGUCACUGUAGUUAUACAAGUUCUCGUAAAAGUGAUUUACACAAACACCAAACAACACACAUUGCUGGAAAUCCUAUUAAGUGUAGCGACUGUAAUUUCAAAUGCAAUGAUGAAUCAAAAGUGCGACGUCACCAGAAGACACACAACCGUAGGCACCAGAGUAUUAUUACUAGAAAAAAACCUUACAAAUGUAGUUAUUGCAACUACAAGUGCAGUGCUAGUUCUUUGUUACGAAGACAUGAAAGGACACAUACUGGCGAAAAGCCUUUUCAGUGUAGCCACUGUGAUUACAAAUGCAGUCAGAAGGCAAACUUACAACUACACCUGAUGAUACAUACUGGGGCGAAGCCAUUUCAGUGUAGUCACUGUGAUUACAAAUGCAAUAAGAAGUCACACUUACAAAAACACCUGAUAAUACAUACUGGGGCGAAGCCAUUUCAGUGUAGCCACUGUGAUUAUAAAUGCAGUCAGAAAUCAAACUUACAAAAUCACCUGAUGAUACAUACUGGGGCGAAGCCAUUUCAAUGUAGCCACUGUGAUUACAAAUGCAGCCAGAAGUCACACUUACAACAACACCUGACGAUACAUACUGGAGCGACCCCAUUUCAGUGUAGCCACUGUGAUUACAAAUGCAGCCAGAAGUCACACUUACAACAACACCUGAUGAUGCAUACGGGGGUGAAGCCAUUUCAUUGUAGCCACUGUGAUUACAAAUGCAUUCAGAAGUCACAAUUACAACUGCACCUGACGAAACAUACUGGGGCGAAGCCAUUUAAAUGUAGCAUCUGCGACUACAAGAGUAAUCGGAAAGAACACUUACUAGUUCACCAAAGAAUACACACCAGAGAGAAGCCAUACACAUGUAGUCAUUGCGACUACAAGUGCACUAAUAGUUCAGCCUUACGAAUUCAUGAAAGGACACAUACUGGCGAGAAGCCUUUUCAGUGUAGCCACUGUGAUUACAAAUUCAGUCAGAGAUCAAGCUUACAGCAGCACCUGAUGAUACAUACUGGGGCGAAGCCAUUUAAAUGUAGCGAUUGCGACUACGAAUGCAGAUGGAAAUCAUGUUUAAAAAUACACCAGUCGAAUCAUACAACGGCGAAACUAUAA
Molecule: messenger RNA, 1554 nt
Organism: Cydia amplana
Lineage: Eukaryota; Metazoa; Arthropoda; Insecta; Lepidoptera; Tortricidae
Product: gastrula zinc finger protein XlCGF57.1-like
Exons: 2
Coding region: 28-1554 (508 amino acids)
Biological process (GO): regulation of transcription by RNA polymerase II
Molecular function (GO): RNA polymerase II cis-regulatory region sequence-specific DNA binding; DNA-binding transcription factor activity
Source: RefSeq, a predicted model, not a curated record